Molecule: messenger RNA, 660 nt
Organism: Knipowitschia caucasica
Lineage: Eukaryota; Metazoa; Chordata; Actinopteri; Gobiiformes; Gobiidae
Source: the annotation of a GenBank genome assembly
AUGAGCGACAUGGCUGAAGAAUCUGCGUACGAUAAUGUUCCUCGAAAAACUCGGAGAAGCAAAAACAAAGUCUGUCGUCACAUGAGAGCACAGACAGAUGCACUGACAGGAGCCACAGUCUCCACCCCAAUGACAACUACUACUCACGGUACAACCACCACUGCUUCCCCCAGCACAGCACCGUGCAAGUUGGUUUGUGACACCGACUGGGAGCUACAGGAAAAGAGGUGCUUCCAUUUCUCCACAAAUAAAUUAACAUGGAAUCAGAGUCGUGAAGAUUGCAAAUCCAAGAGUGGUCGCCUGGUGAAGAUAUUUGGAAAAAAAAACCAGAAGUUUCUAUUUGAUAAAGUAAAAAGUUUAAUGGAGGAUGGUGAAGAUAAGUUCUGGAUCGGACUGACAGACUCCGCGGUAGAGGGACAGUGGAGGUGGACCGACGGCUCUUUGCUGAACUCAAGUUCCCAAUUUUGGUUUAAGAGUACAAAUGGUGACAAAACUGAACCAAACAAUUGGAAAGGUACUAAUCCUGAAGGAGAAGACUGUGUGCGGAUGGGAAAGAAGGACUCCGCCUUUGAGAUGAAAUGUUGGUUUGACAAAGACUGCAACACGCUUCAGAAAUACAUCUGUGAGAAGAAGUCGACCUGUGAAAAACACAGAACCUAA